Dovyalis caffra is the source of this 1350-nucleotide messenger RNA. The record is from the annotation of a GenBank genome assembly. Lineage: Eukaryota; Viridiplantae; Streptophyta; Magnoliopsida; Malpighiales; Salicaceae.
AUGGAAUUCGAUAAGUACGCCAAAGAUUGUUAUCAAUUGCGGCAAUGCUCCUUGAAAUUCAUAUUCUUGAUUGCUCUAGCUUUCAUGAUUCUUUCUCGUGCAGCUGCAUACGACCCAUUGGAUCCAAAUGGAAACAUAACCAUCAAAUGGGACGUAAUGUCUUGGACACCAGACGGUUAUGUGGCUACAGUAACCAUGAGCAACUUCCAAUUGUACCGGCACAUCAUGAGCCCUGGCUGGACUCUAUCGUGGUCAUGGGCUAAGAAAGAAGUGAUAUGGUCGAUGGUGGGGGCUCAAACCACAGAGCAAGGAGACUGUUCUAAGUUCAAGGGAAACAUACCACAUUGCUGUAAAAAGACCCCCACAGUUGUAGACCUGCUUCCUGGAGUCCCUUACAACCAGCAAUACUCCAAUUGUUGUAAGGGCGGUGUACUGGCAGCUUGGGGUCAAGAUCCUACAGCUUCAAUCUCAGCCUUUCAGGUGAGUAUUGGACAGGGCGGAACAUCAAAUAAAACAGUGAAACUGCCCAGGAACUUCACUUUGCUUGGCCCAGGACCAGGGUAUACUUGUGGACCUGCAAAGGUAGUGCCAUCUACGGUCUUCCUGACACCUGACCGUAGGCGAAAAACCCAGGCCCUCAUGACAUGGAAUGUGACCUGUACCUACUCGCAGUUUCUAGCCUCCAAAAAUCCAACCUGCUGCGUUUCUUUCUCGUCUUUCUACAACGAAACAAUCACUCCUUGCCCGACCUGCGCUUGCGGUUGCCAGAACAAGAACAGCUGUGUCAAGAGUAACUCAAAGCAAGCACACAGAAAGGGGAUAAACACACCAAAGAAGGACAAUUCACCAUUGCUACAGUGCACACACCAUAUGUGCCCUAUUCGAGUGCACUGGCAUGUGAAGGUCAAUUAUAGAGACUACUGGCGUGCAAAGGUUGCGGUAACUAAUUUCAACUACCGGUUGAACUACACACAGUGGACUCUUGUUGUUCAGCAUCCAAAUCUCAACAAUGUCACUAAAGUCUUCAGCUUUGAUUACAAACCUCUCAUACCAUAUGAAUCCAUAAAUGAUACCGGUAUGUUCUUUGGCAUGAAGUUCUACAAUGACCUUCUAAUGGAAGCUGGCCCUUUUGGAAAUGUCCAGUCUGAGGUGCUUCUUCAGAAGGAUAAGAACACUUUUAGCCUGAAACAGGGAUGGGCAUUUCCAAGGAAGGUCUACUUCAACGGUGAAGAAUGCAUGCUUCCCCCACCUGACACAUAUCCAUAUCUGCCAAAUUCUGCCUAUGCAAAUCCAACUGCAAUCUUAGCGAUGGCAGCUUCCUUGCUUUUGAUAUUACUGUCAUUGUGGUGA